Periconia digitata is the source of this 1775-nucleotide messenger RNA. NCBI's taxonomy places the organism in Eukaryota, Fungi, Ascomycota, Dothideomycetes, Pleosporales, Periconiaceae. The record is from the annotation of a GenBank genome assembly.
UUUUUCCUUCGUACCCUUCGAUUAUUCAACCCUUAGCCUUGGAAGCAUCAUUUUUCUCCCGAUUUUCAAUUUCUUCUUUCGCGGCUCCGAGAAAACGUGCAAGAGGUAUCGCAAUGUCUGAAGCGUCCGAACCAAUCCGCACGACCACACCUGUGGACAUUAUCGACAGCGGCGUCAACAAGGACUCAAUUGAUUCUUCAAUCGAUCCUGAAAAUGAGGUUACUGGAGCUAAGCUACAACUCAUACAUAUGGGAAUUUGUCUAUGUACCUUUUUGGUCGGCCUGGAUUUCAAUGUCAUCGCGACCGCGGUUCCAGUUAUCACAUCCAAAUUCGACUCUCCCAAUCAUGUGGGGUGGUACGGAUCAGCAUUCUACAUGACACUCUGUGCGUCCCAGCCGCUGGCUGGUAAAACAUACACACUUUUCCCCAAGAAGCUCAACUACUUGAUUUACCUGGCCAUAUUCGAACUCGGAAGUCUAGUAUGCGCUCUCGCUCCAUCAUCUAGAGCGCUUAUAGCGGGGCGUGCUGUCGCUGGAUUUGGUGCUUCUGGCGUGUUUGCUGGCGGUUUCGUGCUCUUGACUACCAUCAUUCCGCUACACAAAAGAGCCAUAUACACGGGAACAAUGAGCUCAACUUUUGCAAUUGCUAGCAUUAUCGGGCCAGUCCUGGGCGGAGGUCUCACACAGCAUGCCAGUUGGCGUUGGUGCUUCUACAUCAAUCUUCCUAUUGGCGGUUUCGCAGCCCUAGUCUUCUUUCUUGUUUUUCACGUCAAGCCCGCGGUCACCGAAAAGGCGCCUCUCGCUGAAAAGCUCAGGGGUCUUGAUGGCGUCGGAUUUGUCUUGUUUUCAGCUGCUAUAACUAUGCUUCUCCUAGCCCUUCAGUGGGGUGGCCUUGAAUACUCUUGGAAAUCAUCCGUCGUCAUCGGCUUGUUUGUUGGAUUUGGACUGCUCCUUAUCCUAUUCAUCUGCUGGCAAAUAUACAUGCAAGACAAGGCGCUCAUCCCGCCUAAGCUAUUCAAAAAUCGCAACGUGUGGCUUAUAUGUACCAGCAGCUUCUUUGUAAACGGCCCCUUCCAAACGAUAGUUUAUUGGCUUCCCAUAUGGUUUCAGGUCGUACAGGGUGUUUCUCCAACACGAUCCGGCAUUCAUUAUCUUCCUACCGUCAUCUCUGAUGUUCUUGCUUCAUUCAUCGGGGCUGGCAUAGUCAUGAAGCUUGGGGUAUGGAACCCCUUUUUGUUAUUUGCAGAAGCAAUGGUCUGUAUUGGUGCUGGUCUACUGACAACCCUCGUUCCCGGAAUAUCGCAAGCGAAGUGGAUUGGCUUUCAAAUCUUUGGUGGUAUCGGCUAUUCUCUUGCGAGCAAUCUGGCUCACCUUGGAAUGCAAGCGUCUUUACCAAAAGAGCUUGUCCCAUUGGGUGCCACAAACCUGCUGACAAUCAUUUCAACAAGCUGUGCUAUAUUCCUUGGAAUCGGGCAAGCCGUAUUUGACGAUAGACUCAUUGUCAAUCUUGCGGAAGCUGUAGAUUCUGAAGUGGUGCAUCAAGUCAUUUCAGUUGGCGCCACGAGGGUCAGGGAAGUGACCAGCGAUGUCGACUUUGCGGCCGUCCUAAAAGCGUACAGCAGUGCCGCAACGCAAGUUUUUUAUAUUCCUGCUACUGCGCCAGUAAUGUCCUUUGCGUUGGUGGCACUGUGCAAAUGGACCUCAGUAAAAAAACCCGAAACGACUGGAGGCGAAAAGACCGUCGAGAAAGACGAAGAGCGAAAGUCACGAGUUUGA